AACCCUUAACAUCCAACAAUAACAUGAUCUACGGCUCCUCAGUAACAACAACCCUUAACACCCAACAAUAACAUGGCGGUCCAUAAGGUCGUCAAGUGGCCCAAGAUAUUCCUCUUCGGGGACUCUAUUACACAAUUUUGUUUCAGUGGUGAAGGUUGCUGGGGCGCUCUGCUGGCUGAUCAUUUUCAACGACGAGCAGAUGUGGUGGCACGAGGGUUCUCUGGCUACAACACCCGCGACUGCCGAGCGCUGCUGCCGCAUGUCGUGUCAGAUCUUAAAGAUGUCGUAGGAGCUACAGUUUUCCUUGGAGCUAAUGAUGCUAGUGAGAUGAUAAACAGGCAGCAGUAUGUACCACUACAGGAUUACGUGCAGAAUCUCAAAGAUAUCGUUGCACAUUUUCAGAAAUUUGGGGUUGAUCCCAUCGUGAUAACACCACCAGCACUCGAUGGUGAAGCUUGGCAGAGGAACUGUGCGGAAAGUGGCCGCUUGUACACGAAGAACGAGGAACUCACUGCCAAGUAUGCUCAGGCUUGCUCAAACACUGCCAAUGACUUGAAGGUCCCGUGCCUUGACCUUCACACAGCGAUGAUCAAUCAGGAGGAUUGGCAGGGUCUCCUAUGCGAUGGUCUCCACCUCUCGCGACGAGGCUCAGAACUGCUGGCAUCACUGUUGGUUCCGGCAUUGGAGAAGCAACUUGAAAAGCGUCUUCCGUCGCAACUACUGUUACCUUUGUGGGACGAGCUUGAUGCCGAAGACCCUUCAAAAUCAUUUACCGAAUGGUGCAACAAUAACAGAAUAACUUAAACAUUUCUAUACAAAGUCUAAGUCAAAGAUAUAUUUCCACAAGAUGCAAUGUUUGUACAGAAAAUGGGUGAUAUUCGGUUGUGCAUGUAAAAAGCCCACGGUUAUGCAGAGCAUUUCGGGCAAGGUAUCCCUUGCUUUAUAAUAUUAGAUAUGUCUAGCCUAAGUUGAUCUUUUAAACCAAAUAUAUCUUAAAUUUCAUGAAAAAAAAAUUAAAUUUCAUAAAUUCUUGAAAAAAAUGUGAAAUUUUUACAAAAUAUCUAGGUUUGUCGUUUCUUUUAAAAUAUUAAUAUCUUGAUACUGAUAAAAAAAUUCCCUGAAGUACAGUGGAUGUGUUUCUGGCCCAUGACAGUUCAGUCAUACUUUCAACACUUAAUAAGAAUUGUCAGUAUUUUUCAUGAAGAGAACCAAUUGCGCAUGAUAGAUGUAUAUCCCAUAUAUCGAAUUAUAAAGAUAAAAAAUGGGCCAUUGCACAAUAGCAAAGUUAUACAUAGCAAGUGAAGGAUACCUCCAUUUGAUCAGUUUUUAACAGUGACAACUUGAGUAAAUACAUAUACAGUAUAAACUCAGCAUAAGUCAUAAUAAAUGACUUUCAGCGGAUAAACAAGGGCCAGGGACUGGAACCGUGGCUGGACCUGCUAUGCACCAGGGCCACAGUUCAAGUGCCUGUCUGUUCCUCUGUUUAUUCACAGUAUAUUUAUCCUAAUGAUAACUUUACUGAAGGUUGAUAAGCUCAAGGCCAGUUCUUAUUAUAAAUAUACAGUAUUAUAUUCAUGGAAGUACAGAAGUACUAAACCCAUGUGGGGUAAUACAUGACUAAUUUUGAAUCAUGCUCUUGUCUUCCAGGUAAGUUGAAAGUUAGUUUGUAACUAAUUUUAAGUGUUGGGUUCUUGUCUUCCAGGGAGUUAGUCUUUCACAUUGAGAAUGUCUUAUUCUUCUGCCAUACUUGACUCUGGCAGCUAAGUUCUUUGGCUUCAGUAAUAGCAGUUCAUUAGGAAUUUAUUGCAUUUCCAGUUAGGUAAUUACAUUAUGUGGAUGUUGGGGUGUAGUGUAAGUCAUUGUGUACAAUACUUCACCAGAUUGUAAUAAAGUUGGUAGAAUUACCGACAAUAUGUAAAGUAAAAGGACACAAGUGCAACUAAUGUGACAUUUAUUGUGGCAACGUUUCUCAUUCCAGUUUAUAUUUGUCCAACCUAUUUUUAUGUUACCCAAGUAAUAGCUUUUAUAUCCUUUUACUCAUGUACGAAUUAAUUGCUUUACCAUAUUGUACUACUACUAACUACUACUACUAACUACUACUAACUACUACUACUAACUACUACUACUAACUACUACUACUAACUACUACUACUAACUACUACUACUAACUACUAACUACUAACUACUAACUACUACCUACUAACUACUACCUACUAACUACUACCUACUACCUACUACCUACUACCUACUACCUACUAACUACUACCUACUAACUACUACCUACUAACUACUACCUACUAACUACUACCUACUAACUACUACCUACUAACUACUACCUACUAACUACUACCUACUAACUACUACCUACUAACUACUACCUACUAACUACUACCUACUAACUACUACCUACUACUACUACCUACUACUACUACCUACUACUACUACUACUACUACUACUACUACUACUACUACUACUACUACUACUACUACUACUACUACUACUACUACUACUACUAAUACUACUACUACUACUACUACUACUACUACUACUACUACUACCACCACCACCACCUCUAGUGAACAUCGAAAUGGUACCUCACUAGUAUUCACCUCACUCUGAGCCUUUAUAUACCCUCUUUGUCCAUGUAUUGUUUGUAAUGGCUUGAUAAAGCUCCUGGAGAGCGAAACGUUGCCACAAUAAAUGUCACAUUAGUUGCACUUGUGUCCUUUUACUUUACACAAUACUUCACCAGUUGGGUAAUGCAGAUACAAAAGAAAUGUUGUAUGAUAUGAAUUGUUGAUGUUGCAGGUUAUUGUAUAUUAAUAAUGUGAUGUAUUUUAAGAAUGUUUUCUAUAUUGAUCAAUACAUAUUUGGAAUAUGCAAGCAGCUGAAUUUUAAGUUUUGCAAUUCAGGUGAAAUAAAAAUGUUAAAUUAUAUUUUGUCAUCAGUUAUAUUGUAGUACAUAACAAGUGGUGAAUUGGUAAUCUAUAACACUUACUGUAUUUUACGGAAAACAAAACUCUCCGGUGUCAAGGAUCCCCCCCACCCCUGCCCCAUCCUCCACAAUUCUGGCUGGCUAAAUUUUUGAAAAAAAAAAAAAGAUAAACAGUACUUCAGCCUCCAAGAUGCUGGGUAAGUUUAAGAGACUUUUUUCCAAAAUAAUAGCAUCUUCGACACCGUAAAAUAUGGUAUGUCAAAGUACCAUGUGUACUCAUUUUUCCAGCAGAUGAUAAAUUGUACACCGAACUUGCUUGCACGUUUCCUAAUUUGUAUUUAUUGUUUGUGAAAAAUCCUCAGUACUGGAAUGAAGUACAACUAUGAUAUUCUGGUUGCCAAUAUUAUUAUUAUUACAAUCAUAGCUAAGUGCUAAACCCACAAGGGUCAUCUGGUUAGCAAUAGAAUUACAAAAGGAUGCUCAUUCAAACACUUUUCUUGUCAUUCCAUUGCAUUUUUUGCAUAGUUAUUUUAAUGUUUGAAGUAAAUAAAUCUGUGUGAAUAUAUUAGACUAAAUUCAACUACCAUGUCAAAUGUACUGUACUGAAUUUAGUCAACAAUUUUGGCAUUUGCUCAGUGGUAGAGAUUUAUAGUUAAGUCUCCUACCAUCUGCUGCCCCUCCUUGUCUAGCAGUAAAAUAGACACCUAGGAGUUAGUUGCCAGUUGUGGGUCAUAUACUAGGAGGAUAUAGAGGCCUCAACUGAAUUAAGUCACAAUCCUUGGUUUUCACGAAUUACAUUGGGCUAUUAGUGGGUUUUUUGGGGGCUUUGAUUGAUGGUGUUGGUUUAACAAGUGAUGAUCCCAGCCACUGCAGAUUAUCAUGUUCCUGGUGUGGUAGUUCAGCUUUGUUCCAGGACAUGAGGUGUGAAUGUAAGUUGCAACUCAUUUAUUUAUGUUGGUAGAAUUGCCGACAAUAUGUUAGGUAAAAGGACACAAGUGCAACUAAUGUGACAUUUUAUUGUGGCAACGUUUCGCUCUCCAGGAGCUUUGUCAUGCCGUUACAAAUAAUGCAGGGAUACAGAGAGGUAUACAUAUAUAGGUACAGAUUAUGUUCUGCAUUUCACCUUGGACCUAUAUAUACCUCUCUGUGUCCCUGUAUUGUUUGUAACAGCUUGAUAAAGCUCCUGAAGAGUGAAUCAUUGCCACAAUAAAAUAUCACAUUAAUUGCACUUGUGUUCUUUUACCUAACAAGCUGCAACUUGCCUGUGAUAGAACAAAGCUAAACUAUGAUACUGUACCAAGAGCAGAACAAACUGAGAAGAUGCCUCGACUCAUCGGUUAUUCAACCAUCAAAUAAAACAAUGCAAUGUUCACUCUGUCAGCUCCCAUAGUACAUGUUGAUAAGUAAGACAUUCUGUGCAACAGUUAGAUAUCUUUAUUCUGAAACAUUUUGCCUACACAGUAGUCUUCUUCAAUAGAAUACAGAAGCAGUAGAGCUGCAAAGAUGAUAUAUGAGUCCCUCACCUUCGUAGACAGUUUUGAGAUGGUCAGUCCCUCAGCCUAGAGAGAGACUCACCGCCUCAAACCUACAUCUUCGAGGGUGAUGGGCUGAUUACAUCAUCUUUACAUCUCUACUGCUUCUGCUGCUUCUGUAUUUGACUGAAGAAGACUACUGUGUAAGCAAUAUAUUUCAGAAUAAAGAAUCAUAACUGUUGCACAUUUGUCUUAUCAACUUGUUGGUAUUGUAUCCCAUUAUCAUAUUGCCAUAGUACAUAUUUUAUGAGAUAGUGAACUAAACAUGAGCCAGUAGGCCUCCUGCAGUGCACUUUCUACACUAGCGUUACUUCCACCCAAGCACAUGACACAUGAAUAAGUGAUGUGACUCCCUUUGCACUAAUUUAACCCAUUGUUGAAUGAAACAUUGUACAAAUAAAGGUCUUUACUGCA
This is a messenger RNA of Cherax quadricarinatus, 4882 nucleotides long. RefSeq names its product isoamyl acetate-hydrolyzing esterase 1 homolog. Gene Ontology annotation, molecular function: hydrolase activity, acting on ester bonds. NCBI's taxonomy places the organism in Eukaryota, Metazoa, Arthropoda, Malacostraca, Decapoda, Parastacidae. The record is from RefSeq and is a predicted model, not a curated record.